UAGCGAGCCUGAUUUUAGUGCAGUUGACGGUCAUAAAAGUUGAUACCACAAUUUUAACACCUAUUACUAUUUAGUAUUACUAAUAAAAUCUUAUAAAUAUGUCAUCCACUGAAGAAAUUCCACCCCCCUCACGACCCCAAUCAUCUCACACCAAUAAGUCUCACAAAUUAAACAUGUUAUCCUCCUCUUCCAACCUACGCGACACUUUAUCCACCUUUGGAGACGACCUCGUUCGAGUCAAAGAUUCAAAUUUCCUCUACUUUGAAGGAAUUCAGGCCACAUCCUCCGAUAUUUCUGGUCAGCAACGCUCUCAAAUUCAGUUUGAACGCGUCCCCUCGGCUGAAGUGGGGGUCAAAUCGAGUCGUUGGAGGAAGGCGAUUGUUGCUGGUCUUUUUACUACGCCAAAGACCAACUCGAAACGUAAAGAUUCGGAUUUGAGGAAUAAAAACGAGGAUGAUGAGGACGAUAAUUAUUCGGGGUUUAUUAGUGUCGAACCCCCGUUCUGGGGGGUAGGUCAGAAAACUCGAGAGAAAAUUUCAAUGCUUUCACUUCAGUUGGUGUUGCAUGAGUUGGCAUGUUUUUCGAGUUGCGUUCUUUUGGGCUAUCUGUCCUUCCAUGUCAUUAAAGGGAGCACUUGGAAUGGCGACGAUUCCAACUGGAUUUUCAAUCGGAGUUACGAAUCCAUUGGCAUACUUUUAAUAGGAUUGACAACUCUGGGUUUUUUAAUUAGAAUUGAUACAACCGACUCCGGAAGUUUACUGACCAGCCCAUUCCACAUCCUUCCCACUGUUCUAAUCGUGGUGCCAAUUUAUUUGGUGAAAGCGUGGGAACUGCAGCGUGAAGAGUGCUUUCAAUACUUGAGAAUGAGAGACGAAUUCAAGAAACAUGUUCAUCUCACGCAAAAUUGCGAAUAUUACGAGCAGAAACUUAACGAAACCAGCACAAAUAAUAAUAAUAAUAGUGCAAAAAGUAAGGAAUGGUUAGAUGUGUCUGUUCUCGUCAUGAAUAUAAUUCCAAUCAUUGUUUGCUUCAUUGUCUCGAUUUAUCUCUUCUCGUUUAGAAAUAGGUUUUACUUGAUUGAGAAAUUUGGAAAUUCCAAGAAUUAUAGAUGAGUAUGUAAAUUUUUUUUGACAAGUACGAGUUGCUGAAAGUUGCAUGCUAUACAUAAAUAAAUUAAUUGAAACAGACCGGUUAAUUAAAAAAAACUGUUACGAAAUCACAAUUUUUUCACGCAAUCUCACGACCUUGAUUUAACAAGUUUACAUUAACAAUGAGCAUGAGAAUUUAUUUUCAACCUGUCUGAGAGUGGCAUUGCAAUAAUACGUAUAACGUGCGUGACCUUAACAUGAUAACAGCUUUUACAUUUAACUUAAUAGGCAUGCUGGAAGAUAUGCAUAGUAAAUAAAGAAAUGCACCGAUUAAAUGUGAACCUUUAAUUUAUAUAUGUAGGUAUAGUUUAAAGUUUGCAUUUAUAAUAAUCUAGUACUGUUUGUAGGUAGUUUGUGCAAAUUAAACUUGACCAUUCUCCAUUGGCGAGACGAGUUAUUCGUCACGAAUUUGGAUUAAUAGGUUUUAUAUUGGAUUAAAUCAAGAUAUAAUUGUUUCAUUUAUUUGUGUAUCAGCUUAUCAGUGUAUUCAAGCAGUUAGAAGUUACAGAAAUCGCCAGUUGCACAAAAUUCUUUGUUUGUGCAUUGACUUUUUCCGAACUACUUAAAAAAUUAUGCCAUUUAAAGAAUUAUUUGUUGGUAAACGUGUCCUCGUCACUGGAGCUGGUCGAGGUUUAGGACGCGCUUUAGUGAAACGUCUGCAUAGUUAUGGAGCCCAAGUUAUCGCCUUAUCCAGGACGGAAAGCCAUUUGAAAACUUUGCAAGCCGAACUUCCAGGACUAGAAAUAGUUUGCGUCGACUUAGGAGACUGGGAAAAGGCCCGUGAAGUAAUCGGACAAUUAGACGUCGUGGAUAUUUUAGUUAAUAAUGCUGCCCUCAUAUUAGUUAAGGGAAUUAUGUCGACCUCAUCCGAAGAAUUUGAUAGUUUGAUCAACGUAAACUUAAAAUCCGUAAUGAAUACGUGCCAACUCGUCGCAGCGAAAAUGAUCGCUGCUGGAAAAUCUGGAUCAAUCGUGAACGUUUCGAGUAUUGCGGGUACCCAACCCUCCCCGUAUAACGGUCUUUACUGUGUCACUAAAGCCGCUCUGGAAAUGAUGUCGAAAUGUUUAGCUGUGGAGCUGGGUUCUAAAAAGAUUCGUGUCAACACAUUCGCUCCGGCAGGGAUUGAAACCGACAUGCUUCAAGAGUUGGCUUCCGGUACGGACAAUCUUGUCCAGAAGGAGGGAACGUUUAAAGCUUUUUUGAAGUUCAGGACUCCCACCCAGACCGCGCACAUGCCGACGGACGAGUGUAUUAACACCAUGCUGUUUCUAAUGUCGGACUUAACAACACAAAUCACGGGACAUAACUUGACGAUUGAUGGGGGUUACUUGUGCACGUGAUUUAAAAAAUCAGGAAUAAAAAUCAUAGUACUAACAUCGGCUAGUAACAUGAUCACACCAUCCGUAUUAUUUCAUCCGUGUUCGUGUCAACGAGAACUCAAUGUCAACCGGUUUGAAAAAUAAGUAAUGUGUGCUAAUAAUUAUUUUAAAUCCUUCUAUAAUCCUUAAUCCUAAUCCUAAAACUGGUUAAGAUUACAUAAGUGAUGAAAAUGAUUGACAAGUUGAAAUGAAAAAGUUGUUUUUCUUCGUUAUUAGUGUUAUUACAAUAAAAAAUACGGAUUAUA
Molecule: messenger RNA, 2772 nt
Organism: Folsomia candida
Lineage: Eukaryota; Metazoa; Arthropoda; Collembola; Entomobryomorpha; Isotomidae
Product: carbonyl reductase [NADPH] 2
Exons: 6
Coding region: 1721-2488 (255 amino acids)
Biological process (GO): glucose metabolic process; xylulose metabolic process
Molecular function (GO): L-xylulose reductase (NADPH) activity; carbonyl reductase (NADPH) activity
Source: RefSeq, a predicted model, not a curated record